UCCCGUAUGUAUGUGCCAGCUCUCGUCGUGGUACCACCACUACCACCGCUACCACCCACCGCCCUGCUACCACCACCACCACCAUAACCCACAGCCUUCCUCGCCCAUCUCUCUCUGCCGUGUCCGCGCAGCAGCAGAAGCAGCAGCAGCACCUGUCCGCCCACCGCGAAUUCUCCCCGACCAACCAGUCCGCCCUCGCGCACUCACACAUGUUCUCGUCCCCCGUCGACUUCCACACCCUCACGUAACGGAGAUGGUAGAGACGCUGCUCGACACCUGCCAGCUGAACACCUCCCGUCGCAUCUUCACCGAGAACCAACUCCGCAUCAACGGCUUCAACACAUACGGCUAAUCCCUCACCUCGUCUAUGGCAACCAUGAUACAGGCUGAACGCGUGACGACGGCCCAUCUCAAGGGAGGCGACGUCAUGGACGUCCAAGAGAUUCCCAGCACCACCAAGCCUGCCUUGCUCUGCUUGCACGGCGAGAGGGAAGAGGAAAUGGUCGCUGUCUUUGCGGACGUGCUUGGUCAGUCCUGGGUCCCGGCGACCUCAAUUGACCAAGUCAAGGCAACACCUCGUUCCACUAUAGUUGCCCUGCAGCACACGCUACCGGGAGCACGCUUCGCGGAUUGGGACCACUCGAGACUCGUCAUCAACACACAUUGCGUCGAUGGUCCUCACCCGCGCGACGAUAGCAUCCUCGAGCAUUGCGAUUAUGAGUACCUGUACACCAAGUCGCCUUUCUUCCGUAGAGAUGUUGCGCGGUUCCUCUCCUUGAUCCUGGGCCAGAUCAGUCCCCACCGUGACCUCGCAAAGAAGGCCCGCACCACUCUGAUAUCCACUACUUUUCCUGAUGUGCACCACGCGCUGCCGAAUCUGGAUAUUCUGUCGGUCGGCGCUGACGCGAUAGAGAUCAGGGUAGAUUUACUCGAGGAGCCUUUGCCAGAUGGGACAGUUAGCAAGGUGCCAAGCUUGAAGUAUGUGGGUGAACAGUUAAUGAUAUUGCGCCAACGGACAGAAUUACCCAUCAUUUUCACAACCAGGUGCACCAACGAGAAUGGCCGCUUCCCUAUGGAAGACCCGAAUCUCUUUUUCAAGUACCUGAGCCGCGCGAUCCAGUGGGGCUGUGAAUAUAUCGACGUUGAAUUAUGGCUACCCGAGGACAUACGACGCCGACUGGCGGAGAAGAAAGGAAGUAGUAAAAUCAUUUCUGCUUUUCACGACUUUUCUGGUACUUUCAAAUGGACAGCGCCCGAAACGCAGAAGCUGUUUGAGCGUGGAGCCGUGUACGGAGAUGUGGUCAAGAUGUAUGUGCUGGUCAGCACGAUGCAAGAGAACAUGGAGCUCGAGUACUUUCGUUCCAUCAUUCAAACAAAGUACCCCCACCCUCCCUUCUCUGGCCUCAACAUGGGACCUACUGGUCAGUUAACCAGGACCUUGAACAAGAUCUUUACACCCAUAACCCAUCCCCUGCUGCCCAUGAUUGCGGCUCCGGGUCAACUGAGUGCUGCUCAGAUCAACGAGGCACUCCAUAGCAUGGGUCAGAUGCCCAAACUAGAUAUAUACGGCAUCGGUAGCUUCCGAUCCACAUCACAGGCCAUGUUUUUCGAAAAGUGUUUCAAUGAGCUCAGUUUACCGCACCAGUUUAUGUUUGCAGAGCGUGCGCCCAAAGCGUCGAUUGAAAACAUAUUGCGGCGUCCCAAGUUUGGGGGAGCCUACAUCAACCCGCCUCUGAUAGCGGCAUCUGCGCCCUACCUUCCCGCUCUGUCCAACCCGGCGCGGGCCAUUGGACAGGUCGACACGGUGCUGGUGCGCACUGAGAACGACAAGCCGGUCUUCAUCGGAGACAAUGCCACGUGGAAAGGGAUCCGGGCGACGCUCACUCGCGACUUUGUGCCGUCGGCUUACAGCGGACAGGCGGCACUGCUGCUGGCCAAUUCGGAGUCGGAUGCAUCUGCGUCCAUUUUUGCGCUGAAAAGCUUGGGGAUAGGCCCGAUCUAUACGAUAGGGUUCAGGGCGAAUGGGUUGCUGUCUACGGAGGUAGAGCCGGUACGGUCGAUUGAGGAUGUGAAGCGACUGGAGCAGCCGUUUGUCAUUAUAUCAGCGCUUCCAGCAGAGAAGUCGCUCCUGGUAGUGCCGCUGCUGAAGCAUUAUCGAGUGGAUGGAAGGAAUGGAAACCACGAGGGCAAGGGGAAUGGACUUGCAGCAGCGGUGGCGGCAGCAGGAGCAGAGGUGAAGCCGGCCGGCAAAGUUUUUGUGGACUUGGCCGGCGGACCACGGAAAGCUGACCCGCUUGCCAUCGCGGCGUCGGCGGGAUGGACUGCUUACGGAAUUGCAGACGUCUCAGCGUGGACCACAGUGGAAACGAUCCGGCUGCUCGAGGGGCAAAACGUGUGCUACGACUUUGUACGUUUAGCGUCGGGAAGACUGUUUUGA
Molecule: messenger RNA, 2437 nt
Organism: Periconia digitata
Lineage: Eukaryota; Fungi; Ascomycota; Dothideomycetes; Pleosporales; Periconiaceae
Source: the annotation of a GenBank genome assembly